AUGGCAAAGCAUGAGUGUAGAAAUACGGGCGUCACAAUACAUUCUGCAGAAAAGAGAGAUUUCCAAGCGUGCGCCGAGCUAUUUAAACAAGUCUACUUGGCAGAAUUUAGUAGAAACUUUUUUCUGCGUGGCCUCAGGAAACCUAGAUGCCAGGCUAUGUUUUUUGCGGUUAUGAUCCUGGUCUAUGCUACAAGUUUCUCUGUAACACUAACAUUAAUUUCUUUAUGCAUCAGUUUGUAUCUGUUUUCGGUUUAUCUUCACCGUAGAGUAUCAAGAUUUGUUAAUAAGCAACGAGAUGUUAUGAAUAUUGAAAAGUAUUAUGCCAGUGAUCGCUCUAAUUACUGGGUUGCUAAAAGUGUUGAUGGAGUAAUUGUUGGAACUGUAGCUAUACUUGAAACAAAAAAUAAAGAUGUGGCUAUGUUGAAGCGACUGGUAAUAAAAAAAGAGUUUCAGUCACAGGGCUUGGGAAUUAGACUUGUGGAACAUGCUCUUAAUUUUUGUCAAGAAGCCCGAUAUAAAGAAGUAAAACUUAUAUGUUCUGAAUGUCUUCCACGAGCACUGAAACUUUAUAGGAAACUUGGAUUCUCGGCCGUACCACGCGAGAAAUGGUUGACGGCCAUUUCGUAUGAUUGUAUACUGGAAUUAAACCAAGUAAAUUAG
Messenger RNA from Anneissia japonica, 660 nucleotides. Its product is annotated as N-acetylaspartate synthetase-like. Gene Ontology annotation, molecular function: N-acetyltransferase activity. Lineage: Eukaryota; Metazoa; Echinodermata; Crinoidea; Comatulida; Comatulidae. The transcript has a single exon. Bases 1 to 660 code for a protein of 219 amino acids. The record is from RefSeq and is a predicted model, not a curated record.